AUGCGUAAGAUGGACCUUUUCUGUGUAGGAGAUGCUGUCCUGUCAGACUGUGGUAUAACAGGAGAAGGAUAUACUGCUCUGGCCUCAGCUCUCCAAUACAAUCUGUCACAGCUGGAGGAGCUGGACAUGAGGGGAAAUUGCCCUGGAGACUCUGGAGUGGAGUGCCUCAUUUCAGCUCUGAAAAAACAGAAAUGCAAACUGAGGUUUUUGAAGAGUGAUGAAGCACAGAAAGCCCAUGAUUAUCUUCAUGAACUCCUGGGUGGAAACCCCUUACUCCUGACAGAGCUGGACCUGACUGAGGAAAAACCAGGAGACUCAGGAGUAAAACAGUUCUGUGCUCUACUGAGGGAUUCACACUGCAGAUUCAAGAAACUUGUGCUUUCAUACUCUAACAUAACAGAGGAAGGAUAUCGUGCUCUGGCGGCAGCUCUCAAAUCAAACCCUGCUCUCCUGGAGGAACUGGACCUGAGAGGAAAUGACCCUGGAGACUCUGGAGUAAAGCUUCUCACUUCAGCACUGAAAAAUCAGAAAUGCAAACUGAGGUUUUUGAAGAGUGACGCUGCAGAGAAUGCAUCUGUGUAUCUGGAGAAGCUUCUAGGUGAAAACCCACUUCUUCUCACAGAGCUGAACCUGCAUUCAAAGAAACUAGGAGACCUGGGAGUUAAGCAGUUCUGUGCUCUACUGGAGGAUUCACACUGCAGAUUCAAAAAACUUCAGUUCCUGAAGAGUGAUGCAACAGAGCAAGCCUUUGAGUAUCUGAAUGGACUUCUGGGUGAAAACCCCUUACUCCUCACUGAGGUGGACCUGAGUGAGAAGAAACCAGGAGACGUGGGAGUGAAACAGUUUUGUGCUCUACUGGGGGAUUCACACUGCAGACUCAAGAAACUCAAGUUCCUGAAGUGUGAUGCAGCAGAGCAAGCCUUUGAGUAUCUGAACACACUUCUGGGCAAAAACCCCUUACUCCUCACUGAGCUGGACCUGAGUGAGAAGAAACCAGGAGACUUGGGAGUAAGACAGUUCUGUGCUCUACUAGGAGAUUCACAUUGCAGACUCAAGAAACUCAGGUUGUUAAAGACUGAUGCAGCAGACAAGGCCUUUGAGUAUCUGACUACUGUCCUGGGAAGAAACCCUUUACACCUGGCAGAGUUGGAUCUGAGUGAGAAAAUACCUGGGGAUCAAGGAGUAGAGCAGUUCUGUGCUAUACUGGAGGAGUCAUACUGCAGAUUCAAGACACUUAAGUUUUUGAACAGUGAUGCAGCAGAAGAAGCCUGUGUGUAUCUGACUCGACAUUUAGAUAAAAAACCCUUAUUCCUGACAGAGUUGAACUUGAGUGAACGGAAACUGGGAGACUCUGUGGUGAAGCAUAUCUGUGCUCUACUGAAAGAUCCACACUGCAGAUUCAAGAAAAUCAAGUUAGUGACGUGA
Molecule: messenger RNA, 1425 nt
Organism: Engraulis encrasicolus (European anchovy)
Lineage: Eukaryota; Metazoa; Chordata; Actinopteri; Clupeiformes; Engraulidae
Product: ribonuclease inhibitor-like
Exons: 9
Coding region: 1-1425 (474 amino acids)
Biological process (GO): intracellular signal transduction
Molecular function (GO): protein binding
Source: RefSeq, a predicted model, not a curated record